Anopheles stephensi (Asian malaria mosquito) is the source of this 1327-nucleotide messenger RNA. RefSeq names its product endochitinase A-like. NCBI's taxonomy places the organism in Eukaryota, Metazoa, Arthropoda, Insecta, Diptera, Culicidae. The record is from RefSeq and is a predicted model, not a curated record. Bases 35 to 1048 code for a protein of 337 amino acids. The transcript has 2 exons.
UAAUAAAACGAUUGAUUAUUUCAGCCAAAAUAUAAUGUCGGAACCACCAAAGAAAGGGCGCCUUUUUGCACUGCAACAACUGCCUUCGGCUGUGUUAUGCUCCACAGGAGCGAUCGUCCGUGUUUUUGGACCGCGAACGUCAUCAAGACCGACGCCGGAACCGUCUCUUGCCCCCGAUGCUGGUUCCAUGGAUAUCGCUACGCGACCGGCAGGAUCGGUGAAACAAAAGCGAGGAUCGCAGCCGUCCACUAGUGCGACGCCGGUACCGGCAUUUGUUCCCACUGCAGGUUCCAUGCGUGUCAUUCCGCAGCCGGCAGGAUCGUCUGCGACGUCGGAAUCUUCUACUGCUCUCAAUGCUGGUUCCGUGGAUAUCGCUACGCGUCCGGCAGGAUCGAUGGCACAAAAGCGAGGAUCGCAGCCCUCAACGAAAGCGAUACGUGGGAUGAUUCUUGUGCCUGCUAGUUCCGUGCGUGUUGUUCCACUAGCGACCACAAGUGUGACGCCGAAAUCGUCUGUUGCUUCAGCUGCUGGUUCAUGCGCGCAUGACUUUGCGCGACCGGCAAAAACGACUGUCGUGCAUCAAGGAUUCCGUCAGCCGUCACCAAGCAUGACACCGGAACCGUGUGUUUCAUCAUCACCGGGAUCAACAUUUCACGAAGAGCAGUCGUCAGCAAGCAGCAUUCAUCCGUCCACCGUAUCUAUUAAUGUAAAUAAGAACACAGAGUUAGUUCAAGUAAAAACAACUUGUCCUGGGCACGAUUUUUGUUCACACUGUUUAAUAUUAAAACUGGAUGCCCGAACUGCCCGAACGGCUGCGAUAGUGAAUGAAAUUUCGGCCACAAUACACCCGAUGAAAGGCGUGCGACGCAAUGCUCAAACCAUCCCGAUGCAAUAUAUAAGCAACGAAGAGUCACUGGACAGGUUUGAAGAGCAUCUUACAGAUGCAAAUUUGUUUUACACUUUCAUACAGCGUGCGGAUGCUGUACAAAAUUGGUUGCUUGAAGCUAUGGGUGGAGGUAGGAAAAAAAAUAGGUUAAACAAGGUGUAAUAUGAGCGCAAAUGAAAUAACAGUAGGCGUUGCUAUGAACACAGUAGUAUGGAAAACAAUACGUUACCUUUUUCUGUCCGGUAAUGUGCAAUCCGAAUGAAAUAUGAUGAUCACAAAACAGUAAUACUCUUGGCGUUGUUUACACACAUAUUGGGAAGAUGCUGGAGUAUCAGCCACACACACAGCUUUUUUGAAGCAAUUUUUGUUAUUCCACGGCACUGCACAUAUCGGUAAUAGCUUCGAUGUGUUCAAAAUAAAGAAUAUUUAGAUUAUUUCACG